Messenger RNA from Rana temporaria (common frog), 2565 nucleotides. RefSeq names its product glucocorticoid modulatory element binding protein 2 (gene GMEB2). The transcript has 10 exons. Gene Ontology annotation, molecular function: RNA polymerase II cis-regulatory region sequence-specific DNA binding; DNA-binding transcription activator activity, RNA polymerase II-specific. The record is from RefSeq and is a predicted model, not a curated record. NCBI's taxonomy places the organism in Eukaryota, Metazoa, Chordata, Amphibia, Anura, Ranidae. The coding region runs from base 157 to 1848 and encodes 563 amino acids. Gene Ontology annotation, cellular component: nucleus. Gene Ontology annotation, biological process: positive regulation of transcription by RNA polymerase II.
CUCAGCCCGUGAACGCGCGCGGCCUUCUCCUCUCAGACCCCCCCCGCCCCUCCUCCUUUUCCUAGGAAGGCGUCCGAUAAUCCCGAACGGGCGGACGGCGGAGGGAGUUUCCGGGCCCAGCAGCGGCGGCGGAGAGCAAGACUAACCACGGAAACCAUGGCCACCGAAGACGUCAGCGUGCAUGUAGAGGAGGUGGUGGUGGUGACCACGCCGGAUAAUAUAAUGGAUGGCAGCAUGGAGGAGGUGAAAGCGGUUCUUGUGACCACCAACAGCUUUAAUACUAUGGGCUGUAGCCGGAUAAAUCUGCAGUGUGCCUGUUGUGAUGAUGUCCACGAAGCUGACAGUUGUCCUAACCCUCUGUUCUCUGUUGGGUGCAGGAGCCUAGCCGAAGAAGCCAUGGAGUCUGAAAGUGUGGCGGCAGCAGCUGCAGCCGCCUUUAACGCCUCAACAGAACUGAAAGAAGCUGUAUUAGUGAAGAUGGAGGAUGAGGACGAGGAAACUCUCGAAGCAGAGAUUGCGUACGCCAUCACCUGUGGAGAGAGCAAGGCCAACCUGAUCUGGAGAAAGUUUGUGUGUCCGGGGAUCAAUGUCAAGUGUGUACAGUAUAAUGAACAUCUGAUCAGUCCAAAAGAAUUUGUGCAUUUGGCUGGGAAAUCUACCUUAAAGGACUGGAAGAGAGCCAUCAGGAUGAAUGGAGUCAUGCUCAGGAAAAUAAUGGAUUCAGGGGAGCUGGAUUUUUAUCAACACUCCAAGGUCUGUUCCAACACCUGUAGAAGUACCAAGAUUGAUGUGACGGGGAACCGCGUGUCCCUCUGCAGCCAGGUGUCCACGGAGUAUAUUCCCAUCACCACAUCCAGUGACACUUUUACUGUUAACGGGAGCCCGGCAACUAUUACUAUAGAGACGUGUGACGGAUCGGGAGACUGGGGCAAUGUGAUUGGAGAUGAUACCCUGGUCUUUUGGCAGGGGCUGCGUGACGCCGGACUUCUCGGUGAUGUCAUUCAAGAGUUUCAUCGGGAGCUGCUGGAGACAAUGAAAGGCCUGAGGGAGCGGUUGCAGACUCCCCCCAUCCAGCUACAGGCUGGUAUCCUCUUCUAUUUUUCAGACGCUGUGCUGCUCAACAACAUUGUCCAGAAUUUCGGCUUAUUGGAUUUGAUUAAGAAAGUGCUGGCCAGUAACAAAAGCCAGAUGGACCGCUCUAGAGAGCAGUACACCAGAGAUUUAGCAGCGCUGGAGCAGCAGUGUGAUGAACACAGGAGACGAGCCAAGGAGCUGAAGCACAAGUCUCAACAUCUGAACAACGUGUUGAUGACAUUGACCCCAGUCAGCAUGCCCCCUCCGGCCAAGCGGCCACGCUUAACCCGUGCAACCUCUGGCCCAGCUGCUAUAAGCUCGCAAGUAUCUUCUCAGCCAACACAGAUCACCCUUCCCCAAGGAAUGUCCCUCUCUCAGUUGACCGGCAUCCCAUUUGGUAAAGUACUGUCUGCUUCCUCCAUUAACAAGAACUCGACUUGCCAAGGCAGCUCGCCUUCCUCCCCAGUUUUAGGAGGCUACACUAUCCUCGCCCCUUCGGGAAGCACCUUCCCAAGCACUCUGGAAAUUCACCCCGACUCAUCCAACCUCACCGUCCUGAGCACGGCGGCUAUGCAAGACAGCAACACCGUUCUCAAAAUGAUGAGUCCCAUCCAGCUGCUCACUUUGCCAGGGCUGGGCACCAUACAGAACUUUGCACAGUUAGCGUCAGCCGGGGGUACCCUCGUAGCCAUGCCCUGUGACUCGGCGGAUGGAGAGGAUGAACAUACCACCAUAGAGGUGACAUCUCUGACCGAAGACGAUAUGCAGAACUAGAGAUGCAAAGCCUCAUUAUUUGGUACCUUAACAGUUUGGACAUGUCAUGUGACUGUGAUGGAUGAUGGGAGCUUAGCUGGAGGAAGCUGAUGAACCAAAGAAGGAUUAGGGAAGUUCUGUGCUUUACAGAUCUGCGGCACAUUGCACAGAAUACGGCCGUAGAUGGUUCCAGCACCAAACAGAACGUUGAAUAUUAUUAGAGAGAGCCUCACGCCUUAGUGGUGAGAUCUUCCUGUGGUCACUCCUAGGAAAGUCUGAUGGUCGUGCUUUCUAAAAGAAGGGGCCAAGAUGGAAUCCCCAAACCUUCAGUGUUGUUAUCAUCAUCCAAUAUCUGCAUUGUACAAAAAUGUUUAGCCACUUUCUAGGAGCUCGUACUCACAGGAAUUUGAAUGUAUCGGAAAUAUGACAGCCCUGCAAAGUUUAUCAAAGUAGAUAACUUUAGGUUGCACCAGGUGAGAACCCCAUUUGCCGGUACCCAUUAAGAAGCUUCCAUGAACGCUGGAGCCCAACAGACUUUCAGCUUUCAUCAAAGCUUCCCUUAUGGGAUCAUGCAGGUUUAUUCUUUAUGAUGUUCAUUAGAAAGGUGGUGAACAGACUUGUUUAGAAUUCAAGCUAACAGGCAGUUUUUUUAUGAACCAAUAGGAAAGGCUCAAAAUACACUAUAUUGUCAAAAGUAUUGGGACACCUGCCUUUACACACACAUAAACUUUAAUGGCA